GCGGGUCUCGCCGAUGUAGUCCACUUCCUGCUUCUCUGCCCUGGUUUCGCCUGAUCAGCCGCAUCAACCUUUUAUCCGACGAAAGCCAUAAUGUCACAUCAAACGGGCAUUCAAGCGGGGAAUGAUGUGAAGGAUAUCUUUGCCAGUGCGAAGAGCGGGGAUCAGUAUCGUGCCCUAAAGAUCGUCAUCAAGGAUGAGCAGCUGACUCUAGGUGCCAGCAGGAAAGCAUCAAAAAAAUGGGACCAGGAAUACGAUUCUUUAGUGCUACCCCUCCUUGACGAUGAUGUGCCCUGCUACGUUCUAUACCGGCUAGACUCCAAUAACAACCAGGGCUACGAGUGGAUCUUCCUGGCCUGGUCACCGGACCACUCUGCUGUGCGACACAAAAUGUUAUAUGCUGCUACCAGAGCAACACUGAAGAAGGAGUUUGGAGGCGGGCACAUCAAGGAUGAGAUUUUUGGUACCAGCAAGGAUGAUUUGAGCCUCAGUGGUUACAAGAAACAUCUGACCUCUCAAGCUGCUCCCUUGCCUCUUACUGCUGCAGAAGAGGAACUGAGGCAGAUCAAACUGAAUGAGGUGCAGACUGACAUCAGUGUGGACACCAAGCAGCAGACUCUGCAGGGAGUGGCUUUCCCUAUUCAUAAAGAUGCCGUCGCAGCACUUGAACGUUUCAGGGACAAGAAAAUCAACUACGUACAACUGCAAUUAGAUGCUGAACAGGAGCUCAUUCGGUUGUGCGGCACUGAGCCAACGGAGCUGAAAGAUCUCCCAAUGAGAAUCCCUAAAGAUACUCCACGUUACCACUUCUUCCUCUACAAACAUUCCCAUGAGGGCGACUACUUAGAGUCCACAGUCUUCAUUUAUUCUAUGCCAGGGUACAAGUGUAGCAUCAAAGAGAGGAUGCUGUAUUCCAGCUGCAAAAAUCCCUUGGUCGACAUGGUGGAAAACAAUCUCCAGCUUGAGAUUGAGAAAAAAUUGGAAAUAGAAAACGGAGAAGAACUGACAAGUGAUUUCUUGUACGAGGAGGUGCAUCCCAAGCAGCACGCACACAAGCAGCGCUUUGCCAAGCCCAAAGGCCCCGCUGGUAAGAAGGGCGGCCGCCGCAUCACCCGACCACCGGGGGAGAGAGAGGAGGAAGAUUAAACAGACCUCACCGCCCGACCACCACCUCUACCCCGAGCACGGUCCACAGAGGAACAUUCCUGCUUUGGGGAGGGGAAGGCAGGAGGGAGGGGGGGUUAAUCAUUUUCGACACGCUUGUUUAAAAUAAUAAGACAAAAACCUCAAAUUCCCACAGAGUUCACCCACAGACCCAGCUAUGCACGCCAAGGACAACUGAGCAAUGACACACUGCAGAAUUUCCAUUUGUAGCUUGCCAAAUGGAAGUACAUUCAUGUAGGUUAGUACAUUCAUAAAAACCCUUCUACUAUAAUUCAGAGGCCCAAACCAAGUCAAAGAUGAGGUUGUUUUUUUGAAUUUUCACAUCGUUGCCAGCUCUGAGACUUCAAAAAUGUUAGUGUAACUAAUGUGAACUUGCGCCGAUAUGAUGAAAAGACCCCAUUUUGUGUUCACGUGCUCAAAUUCCUAACUUCCAUUCCUCCUCGUGUCAAUUAAUGUUUCUGUGUCUAAUGUGUUGAUUAUUUGUCUCCUACUGUUUGCACAAUGAGGUGCUCCAAAGCAGAAAAAAAAUAAUUCUCAAACUUGUGUCUGAUGAUUCAUUUUAAUGGUCCAUUUUAUAUUGGGGGAAAAAAAUUGACUUCUUUUUUGAUAUAACUGUGGUUUACAUGAAAAAAAUCAUCUGCUGAGAUACUUAUUUUUCUAUGCAAGUGCUGUAAAUGUACAUAUUGUAGCUGUGUGAUGCUCUUUGAUUAAGAAACAGUCUGGUCUGUUGAGGUAGAUGUCCACGUCGGUAAGGAUCACAGUGAAAGAACUGGGGCUUCCAGAAAUAUUACAUCCACACAUUUCAGAUUUCACAAGGAAGGAAGCUUUUCCAGCUUUUCUGGUUCCCAUAAUGACAGGGAAUGCCACGCUACUGGAUGGGAAAGGGAAUAAUAUAAUUACCUUGAUCAAAAUGUUGCCACAUCCACUGAUGUACUGAUUAAUAUUAGGCAAACUACUUCGCUCACCUCAUGUUUGAAGGGAAUAUCCCUUUAUGUUCAUACAGUGUCAUUAUAAUAGAAAAAUCAUGUUUGGUCUUAUGUUUUCUUAUAAUUCUUUUAAAGAAGAAAUAAAAUAUUUAAAUCAC
Molecule: messenger RNA, 2245 nt
Organism: Neolamprologus brichardi
Lineage: Eukaryota; Metazoa; Chordata; Actinopteri; Cichliformes; Cichlidae
Gene: twf1a
Product: twinfilin actin-binding protein 1a
Biological process (GO): positive regulation of neuron projection development; regulation of lamellipodium assembly; actin filament depolymerization
Cellular component (GO): cytoplasm; myofibril; actin filament
Molecular function (GO): actin filament binding; actin monomer binding
Source: RefSeq, a predicted model, not a curated record